AUGCUUCUCCCCUCGGCCAGUUCGACGGCGCCUUCGGUACAUUUCACUCAUCCUCCAUCCUCCCUACUGUGGUACAGAGCAGGACAGAACCCCCAAGCCCUCAGUCCCUCACUGUCAGACCAUACCCUCGCUCGGCCAUUUACCAUCCCUACCGACCUUUACAACACUGCACUUCAUGUCGCCAUCCCAAUCACAAUCGCCCUAGUCUACACGACCACCGUGAGCUAUGUCAACACAAUCAACAUGGAUAGAAAACACAAGCCAUGGGCUUUCAGCAAAUCACUCAUUUUCUGGGCAUUGGUCGUUGCCCACAAUGUCUUCCUCGCAUUGUACUCUGGCUGGACCUUCAUUGGUAUGCUCAAUGCGAUCCGCCAAUCGUGGCCUGGUCUAGAUGGACAAUAUGGGCUUGCCGGCGCAGCCGACGCGCUUUGCAAGAUGCAGGGUCCACGCGGACUUGGCAGUGCUACCACGUACAACACCAGCACGAGCGUCUGGAGUUUCACCGAUAAAGCUAUGAACCUUGCCGGAGACAUUCCGGACUCAACAGACGUGGGCAGGAUCUGGAAUGAGGGCCUCGCUUUCUACGGAUGGCUUUUCUACCUUUCGAAAUUCUACGAGAUGCUCGAUACCGCAAUCAUUCUCACCAAAGGCAAGAAAAGCUCGGUACUCCAAACGUUCCAUCAUGCUGGCGCUAUGCUGUGCAUGUGGGCCGGGAUUCGUUACAUGUCUCCACCAAUUUGGAUGUUCGUCUUUGUCAAUUCUUUCUUGCACACGAUCAUGUACACCUACUACACUCUCUCCGCGCUUACCAUCCGAGUCCCCCAAGCCGUGAAGCAAACCUUGACGUUCCUUCAGAUUGCUCAGAUAGUCUUCGGUGCUUCCUACGCUUUUCUCCACCUCUUCGUGGCUUACGACAUCCCGAUCGAAGAGGCAUACCUUUACAUACAUAAUCUCUCCACUGCUCUUCCGAGCACUGCCUCUACUGUCUCUUCAACCCUCAGCAGCGCCCUAACCAGCGCGACAACAGCAGCAGGCCUUGGAAGCUGGCUCAAGAAAGUUGCGUUACGCGCAGCCGGAGAAGAAGGACUUGCAGAGAACGUGAGGAACUACCAAGGCGAAACGUUCGGCAUCGAUGCCAUCCAUGCAGCAGAGGUCGAAAAGGCACAGGAAGAGAUCAGAUAUCGGAUGGGCAGUCAAAGAGUUCAUUGUCUCGAUACCUCUGGGCAAGUGUUGGCCAUCCUGAUGAAUCUGGUGUACCUCGCGCCUUUGGCAUACCUAUUCAUGACGUAUUUCUACAACAGCUACAUAGCUCGUGCCCACUCUGAGCCUCCAAAACCAACCAAGGAAGAAAAUGUCAAAGAAUCAUCCCGAGACGCUGUCAAGGACAUCGAGCGAGAGAUUCGCGAAGCCAUUGAUGGAAGGCAGGGCGGAGACACUGAGCCGCCCCCAGAGUUGAAGGCGAAGCUUGAGAACGCCAAGCGUGACGUAAAGGAGAGUGCCGAGGACUUCAACGAGAAGGCACAGUCCAAUGCCAAAGACCUCGGGGCUAAAGCCAAAAAAGGCGCACAUGACCUCAGCGACAAAGCUAGAGACGCCGCGGGUGACCUACCAGCCAAGGCGCAGAAAGCAGCUCAAGAUAUGAGCAACAAGGCAAAAGAUGCGGCGGGCGACCUACCAGCCAAGGCGCAGAAAGGAGCUCAAGAUAUGAGCAACAAGGCAAAAGAUGCGGCGGGCGACCUACCAGCCAAGGCGCAGAAAGGAGCUCAAGAUAUUAGCAACAAGGCAAAAGAUGCGGCGGGCGACCUACCCGCCACAGCACAGAAGGGCGUAAAAGAUGUCAAAGAUACUGUGCAGGAAGACCUGAAAGCUUUGCAGGACAAGAUGAAAAAGAUGGGUGGCGAAGGCCCCAAGUCGAAGGGCUCACAGGAUAGCAAGGGAAAGGCUGAAGCUCCCAAGCGUUCCGAAUCACCAAAGAAGAGCGACCCCUCGAAGCGUUCUGAGUCCCCGAAGAAAAUGCAGAACGGCGGUGGUGGCUCCAAGCGUUCUGAGUCACCAAAGAAGGGCCAGAGCGAAAAGAAGGAGGUCGAUGGGGACGCGCGGGCCUAUGAGGUUGUGCCGGACGAGCCCAAGACCGAGGAAGAGAAGAAAGCAGAGGAGGAGAUGCAGCCCAAGUUGGGUUAG
This is a messenger RNA of Letharia lupina, 2181 nucleotides long. RefSeq lists its product as uncharacterized. NCBI's taxonomy places the organism in Eukaryota, Fungi, Ascomycota, Lecanoromycetes, Lecanorales, Parmeliaceae. The record is from RefSeq and is a predicted model, not a curated record. The transcript is spliced from 2 exons. Gene Ontology annotation, cellular component: endoplasmic reticulum membrane. The coding region runs from base 1 to 2181 and encodes 726 amino acids. Gene Ontology annotation, molecular function: fatty acid elongase activity. Gene Ontology annotation, biological process: fatty acid elongation, monounsaturated fatty acid; fatty acid elongation, polyunsaturated fatty acid; fatty acid elongation, saturated fatty acid.